AUGCUCAUCACCGUUGCACUGCUUACACCAGUGUUUGUAGGUGCCCAAAGCAGAACACAGUUUCCCGGGCCAGUGGUCAAUCGUGAACGCGCUGUGUGUGUCUUUUCCCCACCUAGCGAAUACCGCGGCCUGGUGAAGCAUGCUGGAGGCUGCCACUGCGGAGCUGUCCGCUUCGAGGUUUGGGCAUCAGCAGAUCUGCAUGUCUUUGACUGCAACUGCAGCAUUUGCACCAAGAAACAGAACAGACACUUCAUUGUGCCAGCCUCCCGCUUCAAGCUGCUGCAGGGUGCUGAUAACAUAACCAGGUAUACCUUCAACACACACUGCGCCCAGCACACCUUCUGCAAGACCUGUGGUGUGCAGAGCUUUUACACUCCCCGCUCUAACCCAGAUGGCUAUGGAAUUGCCCCGCACUGCUUGGAUGAGGGCACUGUGCACAGCACCACCGUCGAGGAGAUCAAUGGCAAGGAGUGGGAGAAGGCAGUGAAGGAGCACAAGACUAUCAGGAGCAUGUCGAAACCGUGACGCCGCUUCAGGGCGCCAAGUGUGUGCAUUGGCCCAGGUGGACCAGCGCGUGAUGUUAGCUCAAGCUGUCCUGUGCUGAGCUCUGAGGGAAAUAAAUCUUUGCUUUUUUUCCUUAAGUAAA
Messenger RNA from Gavialis gangeticus (Gharial), 646 nucleotides. RefSeq names its product centromere protein V (gene CENPV). The record is from RefSeq and is a predicted model, not a curated record. Gene Ontology annotation, molecular function: carbon-sulfur lyase activity. The transcript has 5 exons. Bases 1 to 525 code for a protein of 174 amino acids. Lineage: Eukaryota; Metazoa; Chordata; Crocodylia; Gavialidae.